Fulvia fulva is the source of this 1404-nucleotide messenger RNA. RefSeq lists its product as uncharacterized. Gene Ontology annotation, molecular function: protein binding. The coding region runs from base 1 to 1404 and encodes 467 amino acids. Lineage: Eukaryota; Fungi; Ascomycota; Dothideomycetes; Mycosphaerellales; Mycosphaerellaceae. The transcript has a single exon. The record is from RefSeq and is a predicted model, not a curated record.
AUGACAUCGGGGGAGAUCUGUUUGGGAUACUUCUGGGUAUAUACUGGCGAACUGCACCCUGUGUCUGCCGUCGACGAGCCUGAGAUUCACCCAGAGCCUGCCCAUCAAGGACCGAGAGCACGACUGGUAUCAGAUCUCGUCGAGGAGAGAGUUGUGCCCAGAUGGAACGAUGUGGACCUGGUCACCAUCUACGCCAUGGCUGCAAAGUAUGAGAUAUCUGCCUUGAUGGAUGCUGCGGUCUCCGAGCUGUGGCUACAGAGUAGAACGAUUCGAGCCACCACUACAGCUGCGGGUAUCAAAGUCGCUUACGCAUCUUGCGCAAAUACGCCACUGACCAGAUUCCUGGAACUGGAAGCAGUGGGCUGGCUCAUCCUCUGUGAGGAGAAUGUGCCACAAGACACGUCGGCCUUCGAUGCAAGGUAUAUCUCCGGGAUUCUCCACCAUUAUAUCAAAUAUGGCAGUAGUCAUCAAUCCAUCAUGCGGAGGGACCAAAACUUUCUCUGUGCUGGACAUACCAGCCCAUGCGUGGGUCGAGUUGCAUGCAAGAAGCUCUGGCGCGAUGUAGCCAUUCCUCGCAAGUUCGACAGGAGUAUUGCACCGCUACUGACAGAUAUCGGGAUCAUUAUCGUUGGACCAGACCGGAAGCCAUUCGCAGUUCACAAAGCUCUCGCAUCCGAGUACAGCGACUACUUUCGGGGUGCAUUCCAAGGUGGAUUUGAAGAGGGCAUGAACGGAGAGAUCACGCUUGUAGACGAGAACCCUGCGAUCAUGGCGAUCCUAAUACAUUGGCUGUAUUCCAAGACCAUCCGAGGACCGACCAUGGACACGCUUCGCGGCUUCGAUGACCUGGAUCACCGACAGCCAAGUAGAGUCGAGGAAGCCACCUCAUCUACGGUCUGGUCCCAGAGAGGACUCCUGGCCCACCGUCAAAGGCGUCCCUAUAUCUACCAGGUCUUCCAAGACGACCUCAUUGACUUGUACAUCUUCGCAGAUCGUCGUGGCGUACGGGGUCUUCAGAACGACAUCAUGACAAACUGCAUUGCGGAUCGCGAGGCCGGACGUCCUCUCUUGACAGCCGACAUCGCUCGCGUCCGUACAGCGUACGCUAACCUGCCAGAAGGCUGUGGCAUGCUGAGGUAUAUGGUCCUCGAAGGCAGUUUCUGGUGGACCAGCGACAUGGGUCCAAUCGAAGACCUGGAAAGCCUUCCAGCUCAGUUCCUUGGUCCGGUCAUGAAUAACAUGAUGAUGCUCAUGAGCGCGCAGCAUUAUCCGUCACUGGGUCCCCCAGGUGUGUGUCAACAAUUACACGACCAUAGCAGCGAGGGUGCCCGCCAAUCCUGUCGCGAGUCAUUGAAGUCGGUUGUGCGGGAGGCGGAGACUCUGAAACGCCGGAGGCGUGAAUGA